AAGGCGGCGAGUCGGCGACCCCUGAGCGCCCGGCUGCCUGCUCCGUACUCGUUGGCCGGGCAGCCGGCCCCGCUGAGCGCGGAGGCGGCUGCCGGGCGCCAUGGGGCCGGGCCCGGGGCCGGGGUGGCUGGCGGCCGGGCUGCUGGUGAACCUAGUCGCCUCCAUCUGCAUCGUGUUCCUGAACAAGUGGCUCUACGUGCGGCUCGGCUUCCCCAACCUGAGCCUCACGCUGGUGCACUUCGCCGCCACCUGGCUCGGCCUCGGCCUGUGCCAGGCGCUGCGCGUCUUCGCCCCCAAGAGCCUGCGGCCCCGCCAGGUGCUGCCCCUGGCGCUCAGCUUCUGCGGCUUCGUGGUGUUCACCAACCUGUCCCUGCAGAGCAACACCAUCGGCACCUACCAGCUGGCCAAGGCCAUGACCACGCCGGCCAUCGUGGCCAUCCAGAGCCUCUUCUACGGCAAGAGCUUCCCCCUGCGCAUCAAACUGACCCUGAUUCCCAUAACUGUAGGUGUAUUCCUGAAUUCCUAUUAUGACGUGAAGUUUAACUUCCUUGGAAUGGUGUUUGCUACCCUUGGUGUUCUAGUUACAUCCCUUUAUCAAGUGUGGGUAGGAGCCAAGCAGCAUGAGUUGCAGGUUAACUCUAUGCAGUUGCUGUACUAUCAGGCACCAAUGUCCUCUGCCAUGUUGUUGUGUAUCGUACCCUUCUUUGAGCCAGUAUUUGGAGAAGGGGGGAUAUUUGGACCCUGGACACUUUCUGCUGUGUUAAUGGUGCUGCUGUCUGGUAUAAUAGCCUUUAUGGUAAACUUGUCCAUUUACUGGAUCAUUGGAAACACAUCACCUGUCACAUAUAAUAUGUUUGGACACUUCAAGUUCUGCAUCACUCUAUUGGGAGGGUACCUGCUGUUUAAAGAUCCACUGUCACUUAAUCAAGUCCUUGGGAUUUUGUGUACUUUGUUAGGCAUUUUAGCUUAUACCCAUUUCAAACUUAGUGAGCAGGAAGGGAGUAAGAGUAAACUGGUUCAGCGUCCAUAAAUCAAGAUAUUCUGGAGAUGAUAAACCUUCAAAGGGAAGGAAAACCAAUAUUAAAUAUGCACUGAUUGUAGAACGGGCAAAAUAGCUGAAAUAAAAUUUGGAUUAAUAUCACCGCCAGGAUCAUCAUGCUGAAAUAAAAUAAAAUGAAUCAUUACAUAAAACAUAUUUUCCAUCUUAGUCCAGCCUAUAUUUAAAUAGUAACAUUUAAAAAAAAGAUCAAGUGGUCUAAGUCAAAUUAGAAUGGAAAUUCUAUAGAAGUGAUUAUGACUUUCACACUGAAAUGAAAUGAGCUUAUCUUGGUUAAUGUUACAGUAAAUGCUGAAGGAAUUAAUUUUGCCCUUUGUGAUAUCAUGCCAGUGUUACUAUUGUAAAGAAUCUUGUUCAGGACACUUGUAUGCAGAUAUUCUGGUACAUGACAGCACAUGCUUCCUGUUUGUCUGGUAGAUGAAAAGGCAAAUUGCUUUUUUGUUUGGUUUUUUAAAAAGCUGUCAAACAUCAUUCUGAUUCCGACAUGCUUGUUUGCGUGUUUGGUAACGACCUGAAUAACUUUCAGUAGAAGGGAUCAGAUACAAUUAUUAGUGGAGUGGAGACUCAGGCAACCGAUCUAACUAGUUAUCAAUUUGAACCAAAACCGAACACCCCAAACUUUGGGAAAGUUGGAAACCAGCUCUGAACUUUGCAGCUCAAAUUCAUCUGUGGAUCUGCCAGGAAAUUUAGUAAGUCACUAGUGUUUUGGAAAAUGUUCUGUUUCUGCUUCAUGAUUUUCUAGUGUCAAAAACGGACUUUCACAAGACUUUUUGAACCUUUGUGGGCUUAGUAAACCUACAUAGCUUGCUUUAAUUGCCAAAUGAAAAUGGUUUUGCAAGUGAGAACACAAACACCCACCUGUUUGGGGCAGCAGAUAAACUAUGCCAAGACUCGGUCCAAAGUAAG
Messenger RNA from Terrapene triunguis (Three-toed box turtle), 1963 nucleotides. RefSeq names its product solute carrier family 35 member E3 (gene SLC35E3). The transcript has 5 exons. NCBI's taxonomy places the organism in Eukaryota, Metazoa, Chordata, Testudines, Emydidae. Bases 101 to 1030 code for a protein of 309 amino acids. The record is from RefSeq and is a predicted model, not a curated record. Gene Ontology annotation, cellular component: Golgi apparatus. Gene Ontology annotation, molecular function: antiporter activity; nucleotide-sugar transmembrane transporter activity.